Messenger RNA from Pneumocystis jirovecii RU7, 3036 nucleotides. RefSeq lists its product as uncharacterized. The record is from RefSeq and is a predicted model, not a curated record. Lineage: Eukaryota; Fungi; Ascomycota; Pneumocystomycetes; Pneumocystales; Pneumocystaceae. Bases 1 to 3036 code for a protein of 1011 amino acids. The transcript is spliced from 3 exons.
AUGAAAAGAUUUACGCUAUUUUGUUUUCUUAGAAUAGCAUAUACUUUUUCAAAAAAUAAUGAACCGACCUUAUUAGAUACAUCGUUAGACUCAUUAGAUUUAAUAGGUAAAGAUAAGGUUUUAACGCUACUUCUAGGAAAAGAGGCAAUAAGCGAUCAAUGUGUACCAAAGCUACAAGAAUACUGCAAAAAUUUGAAAAAUAUGGCUUUAGAACCGAAGAAUGUGCAUCCAGCAUUAGGGGGGCUUUGCGGUAAUGAAGAUGAGGAAUGUAAUAAUUAUAAAAAUAGAAUUAAUACUAUUUUAACUGGUAUCAAAGAAUCUCUUAUGCGUAUUUACGAAAAGCUCAAUACUGACGGAUCUACUUUGGAUCAAAAUGAAUGUAAUUACUCUUAUUUUCGAUGUUUUUUUUUCUGGCAUUUUCCUGAUUUUUUAACUAUCUGUAAUCUUAUAAUUGAAAAAUGUUAUGAAAAAAUGAGUCAACAUCUAGCUUAUAAAGUUCUUUUUAAAUCUCUUACCGGGAAUUUAAAAAAUCAGACUACUUGUGAAAUUAAUCUUAAGGAACCUUGCUCAAAAUUCAGUACUGAGAGUUAUUAUUUAGCGUGGUAUUGUUUCUGGAAAAGAACUACAUGCAUGACUCUUAUCAAGAAAGCACAAGAUAAUUGUAAAGCUCUUAACAAUAGUAUUGAAAAUGCACUUAAGGAUCAUACGUUAGAAAAACAAUGUCAUUCUCUACUUCAAAGAUGUUAUAUUCAUUUUCCAGAUUGUGAAGAAACACUGAAUUGCGAGAACUUUAAAAAACGCUGUGAAGAGAAAGGCAUUACAUACUCUCCUUUUCAUGAUGGUCUUUUUUUUGAUCCAAUAGGUUUACCGCCUACAUUAGAAAAAAGAAUAGGUUUUCAACAAAUUUUUGCUAAAGCAGCGGCUACUGGUAUUUUAGUCAGUAAACCUACAAUUACGAAAUCCUAUCGUUUUUUAUUAUUAUCACUCCAUAAUAAGCAGAUAAGUGCAGUUGCUGGAUGCGUUUAUUAUUUAAAUAGAUGUGCUUUUAAACAAUUGUCAGAAGAAUUAGCAAAUAUGUGUAACGCAACUAACAUUGUUGAAAUUUGUGUGGAAUUAAGUAAACAAGUACCAGAGGAAUGCAACUCUCUUGAAUUAGCUUUGAAAAACAAAGGACUCUUUAAUAUGAGUGCUACUGAUAAAUCUGAUCUAUACACUUUACAUGGACUAUCCAAGAUAGUUCCUGAAGAAGAUUAUGCGAGUCUUGUUCUAGAUUGUUAUCAUCUAGAGUCACUUUGCAAUCAGAGUAUUAUGGAUUCAUGUAACAAUUUAAGACAAGUAUAUCAUAGAAGUCAAUUUUAUAAUAUAGCAAAAGAUAAAUUAGAAAAAGAAUUGUUUGGAUUAUUUCGUAAUUUAAGUUCAAGCGGGGUUAAGGAAUGUGCAGUCAAGUUGACACAAAAAUGCCAAAUAGCUAGAAACAACACUAUAGAUAUACUUGCAUUAUGUUUGAAGCCAGAAGAAGCAUGCAAAAUAUUUGCAGAGGAUGUAAAAAGAAAGAGUCUUCAUUUACGACAUGUUUUAGAUAAAGUGAGAGAUUAUCCACAAGAAAAAGAUUGUCUCGUUCUUGAGGAAAAGUGUGAAGACUUAACAAAGGAUUUCGAAGAACUUAAUGGUCCUUGUACCACGCUAAAGAGGAAUUGUGCUCAUUUGAGGAACGCGAAAAAACUAAAAGACAGUUUGUUAAGUAAAAAUGCAGAUAUUUUAGCAAACGUCGAUAAUUGCACAGCAUAUUUAAAUAUGAAGUGUCCUCGAUGGCUUAAAAGGGAAACAAAUCUGUUUAAUCUUAUAUGUAUAGAACACCACAAAUCGUGCAUUAUAAUGACUGAAGACAUGCAAAAUCAUUGUUCGGCAUUUAAAGAAAAUAUGAAAAGUCAAGAUGUUGUUAAAAAAUCAGAAGACAGUGAAAAAAGGGGUGAUAUUUGUUUUUUUUGGGGUGGAUACUGUGAAAUGUUUAUGAAAAGUUGUCCUCAUAAAUUAGAACAAAAUGAUACUGACAUAAAUGGGCUUUGUGCAGAGCUCAAAAAAAAUUGUAGGACAUUUUAUAAAAAAGAACUCUUAUUGAAAGAUCUUAUGUACAUUAUGAAAGGUUUUUUGACUGAUAAGAAUGUUUGUAGUAAACAAUUAAGUAGUUAUUGUUCGAACUCAACACAAUCAAAUAAAACUCUUAAAAAUUUAUGUAUAGAAUAUAAAGAUGAAAAGGAUAAGACAUGCGAUAGACUUGUCAAUCGAACAAAAAUAUUCUGUAAUAUAUUUCUAAUUAGGUUAGAUAAAACUUCUAGUGACUUAGAAAAUAGAGCAUAUGAGUUUAAAAAAAUUAAAAAGCAAGCUGUAAAAGCUGUUAGUGAUUCGGGUUUACUUUUAGCAAUUCCUCAAACAAAAGACAAACAAAAUCAUUAUCCUACUAAUACGCAUAGCAAUAUUACGGCUUAUAUUAGGCUCAUGCGUCGUAAAAACAUUCUAAAUUUACAACCGUCUAUACGUCAAGGACUAGCAUUUGAUUUGAUGUCUUUAGUUAUAGAGCUGUAUCUAGAAGCUAAAGGUAUCUGCGAUCAUUUUAUCCGAAUGUGUGUCUUUGAGAAUGAUUGUCCUAAGUUUAAGGAUUCAUGCAAAAAAAUACACAAUUAUUGCAAAGAAUUUGAAUUACCUAAAGCUACACCUUUUGUAACAACAUCUAUAUCAACAAUAACAAUGACAGAAUCAAUAAUAACAGGUAAAGGAUGUAUGGUAUAUCAUGUAAGGACCAGCCUAGUGAUGCAUAAAUCAGCAUCUACAAAAACAAAAAUAAAUACAUUAGUGGCAACAGUUACACAAAAGUGCAAUCCAGUACCAUGCAUAAUGGAAAAAGAGACACAAACAAAAAAAGUUAAACCUAGUGGGGAAACAAGUAAUAAAAUAUUAAAUAAGGGAAUAAAAAUAUCUGGACUGGGAAUAAUAAAUAUUAUUAUUAUAUGGAUAGUGGGGAUCUUUGCUAUAAUUUAA